AGAAGACGAAGACGAAGACGAAGAAGAAGAAAAAGAAGAAGUAGAAGAACGUUAAACUUGUAAAACAUAUAAUUGUAUUAUAUCUAUCGAUAUAUAGAUACUUUUUUUCGGGAAUUUUUGUUAGCAGUAGUUUUGUUAGCAGCACCGUUAAACGGCUGUUUUGUGUUUCUGAUGUAACCUGAUCUGUAAAUAGUGGGAGGGUUUGUUUAUAGUAGCAGCUAACGUUAGCAUCCCGUAGCAACAUUAAACAAUUCUUCGUUCCAGCUCGUUUACAAGAAGAAAAUGACUCGUCACGGGAAGAACUGUACGGCCGGAGCUGUUUACACCUACCACGAGAAGAAGAAGGACACAGCUGCGUCUGGUUACGGCACUCAGAGCGUCCGUCUGGGUAAAGAUGCCAUCAAAGACUUCGACUGCUGCUGCCUGUCUCUGCAGCCUUGCCAGGACCCGGUGGUGACCCCAGAUGGAUAUUUGUAUGAAAAACAGGCGAUUCUGGAGUAUCUUCUUCACCAGAAGACCGAGAUCGCCAAAAAGAUGAAGGCGUACGAGAAGCAGAAACGAGCUCAGAAGAGCAGCAAGCAGCUGGAGUCCACGUCCGAGGAGCGGCACACGGUGGAGAGGUUCAAAACCAGCGAGAACAGCAUCGUGUCCAAACCCAUCAACCCCUUCACAUCCGGACAGAAAGACGGCGAGGCGAGCAAGUCCCAGAGCAGCUCAGAACCAGCCUCCACUUCCAGCCAGAACCUGCCCAGUUUCUGGAUUCCCUCCCUGACACCAGAGGCCAAACCCACCCUCCUGAAGAAACCAAGUAAAACCGUGUUGUGUCCCAUGUCCGGAUGUCCCAUCAAGAUGAACGAGCUGAUAACGGUGCGCUUCACCCCCCUGGACCCCAGUCUGGAGCGAGUGGCCCUGCUCAACCGGCAGGAGAGGUAUGUGUGCGCAGUGACCAGAGACGCCCUGGGAAACAGCGUCCCCUGUGCUGUCCUGAGGCCUUCGGGUUCUGUGGUGACCCAGGAGUGCGUGGAGAAGCUGAUCAGGAAGGACAUGGUGGACCCUGUGACUGGAGACAAACUGAAAGACAGAGACAUCAUUCCUCUGCAGAGGGGGGGAACCGGCUUCUCGGGUUCUGGAGUGGCCCUCCGAGCUAAGGAGGCUCGUCCAGUGAUGCAGGCAUGAGAUGGUGGAGGACCUAAAGUGUCCAAAGCGGUCUCAGAAGACAUCUCAGUGAUACUUCUGUGACGUUUUAAGAUGUUUUGUAGUAUCUUUUCCAGUCAUGUGGAUGGUGUUCAUUUACCCUGAAGAUGUCCACGUUUACAGUCCAUGUUUUAUCUUUUAGUCACAGAAAUGUGUAAACUGCUCAGAUUUUUCCUGUUUCAUUCAAAUAAAAUAAAUGGAGCUGAAAGACAAACCA
Molecule: messenger RNA, 1411 nt
Organism: Melanotaenia boesemani (Boeseman's rainbowfish)
Lineage: Eukaryota; Metazoa; Chordata; Actinopteri; Atheriniformes; Melanotaeniidae
Product: nitric oxide synthase interacting protein
Exons: 9
Coding region: 283-1176 (297 amino acids)
Cellular component (GO): nucleus
Molecular function (GO): ubiquitin protein ligase activity
Source: RefSeq, a predicted model, not a curated record